AGAGUCUGGAGAGGAAAAUGUGGCCCCUCCGUGUCGCCCUCCUGUUCCACCUGUCACUCUCCUUCCUCCACUUUUCACUCUCAGACUCAGUCUCGUCGGCGGUACUGGGCUCCAGCGCUGAGCUGAUCUGCCAGUUCACUCCAGUAGUCGAUGCCAAGAACGUGGAGAUCCGAUGGUUCACUCGCUCAUUCCGCCCCUACGUGCAUCAGUAUAAGAACGGGGAGGACAAUUACAGGGAACAGAUGGAGGAAUUCCGGGGCAGGACAGAGUUCCUUAAACAGGACAUCACCCAGGGGGUCGGAACCUUAAUCAUCAGUAACGUCACCCUGGGCGACGAGGGGCGAUACAGUUGCUUCUAUGAGUUUGACAAUCGCCAGGGGGAGGUGCACGUGGAGCUGAAAGUCGCAGCCAUGGGCCUGAACCCUCUAAUAUCAAUAGAAGAUUACCAGCAAGGGGAAAUAACCCUGAAGUGUGAGUCGAGCGGUUGGUAUCCGGCGCCCGUGGCCACGUGGCUGGAUGAGUCCGGGAACAACAUGAAAUCCUCGGUGGAGAUAAAUAAUAAUGAAAACACCGGCCUGUUCCACGUGAAAACUGCUCUGCUGAUAGCGAGCGACUCCAAGGUCUCCUGUCACGUGCGCAACGACCUGCUCGGAACCGGAAAAGAAUCCUCUGUCCAGUUUGCAAGUUCCUUUUACUGGAGAGUGGAUCGCAGUGGCAUCUCCCGCUUUAUCAUGAUGGCUGCCAGUGUAGUGGUCAUGGUCAUUGUCAUCGUCGUUACUCCCAUAAUAACCAUCCGCUUCCAGAGAAUAAAGAAACUUCAGUCUGAACUCGGAUCACUGAAAUCUCAAGUGGCAAAAUUUUGGGAGCGAGUGGACGGAGCCUGGUGUAAAGUGGAUACACGUUUGGGCCAAGUCGGUGAGGACCGUAACAGAAUAAAUAUCAUGAAGAAUUGUCUAUGUUCAAAUAAAGUGUCGGUGACGCUCAACAGAGAGACGGCCCCCGCUGAGCUGCAGGUGGAAGAGGGCGGGAAGAGUGUUCUGAGACCGACCCCACUGGAUCCCAAACCUGAGAACAUGAAAGAAGGAUUUGACACUUGUGUGAUUGGGGCAGAGAGAUUCACGACGGGCAAACACUGCUGGGAGGUGCAAAUCAAGGACAGGUUUUGUAGCAUUGGGGUGACACAAGGCCCCCAGCAGUCAGUGGUUGCUAUGCAACUGUAUGACCUGAGCCAUAAGAUCCAACUGGGCUUAGAGAGAGAUCAGACUUACCGGCUCUACGUGCUGCUGGACUACGAGGAGGGGAGUGUGACGGUAUUUAGGGCUGACACUUUAAUGUAUAUCACUGAGAAGAAACAAUUCACUGGCGACGUUUAUCCCUUCUUUGAGGUGCUGAGUGACCAGCCAAUUACUAUGUGAGUUAGUCCAGAGUAGCAACUAGGGAUGCGCCGAAUCCAGGAUUCCCUUUGGGAUUCAGUCAGGAUUCUGACUUCUUCAGCAGGAUUCCGAUUCAGCCGAAUUCUUGUGCCUGUCCAAACCGAAUCCUGAUUUACAUAUGCAAAUUAGGUGUGGAAGGGAAGGCACGUGACUUUGUCUCAAAACAAGGAGGCAAACAUUUUUUCACAUUUUCGUUUUCCCACGCCUAAUUUGCAUAUGCAAAUCAGGAUUUGGUUUGGUAUUCAGCUGAAUCUUUCACAAAGUAUUCAGGAAUUUGACCGAUUUCAAAAUAGUGGAUUUGGUGCGUCCCUAGUAGUAACCCAUAGCAACCAAUGAACAACAUGCUGUAAUCAACAUGACUAAAUUCUGAUUGGUUACUUCUCUGAUUUGACAUUUACACGUGUUCUGUAAUUGGUUUCAGUUCCAUGUUUCUCAGAAAUACACAGAACAACAUGAGGGAGUAACUCACUGUGAGUAGAGAACAUGCUUUCUCAUUCCGUGGGAGCUGCCAUACUGCAUUGCUUUCCCUCCGCUGAGAUAUUUUCAUUUAUUUCUGUUUAACCACUAGGACUGUGUGUUGGUAUUGUAGGCAAACAACAUGGCAGCUCCAACUCACAUAGGAAAAGAAUGUUCGACAUUCACAAAAGGCACGCGCUAAUUAUUAGAUGGAGUGUAUGAUGUAAGACAGCCUGGUCGAAUCAUUUUGCAGUCUUUUCACAGACUGGUGAUGAUGUCACACAUCAUGGCUGCUGUCUGCAAUUUAUUUGCAAACAUUUAUUUCGCUUUAACUAUUUGUUACAUGUGAACUUGCUGCUGAAGUUUUGGGCUUCUUCUUGCAGGAUCCUGUGUGGGUAUUAAUGCUGUAUGUCGGGGUGAUGCUGCGGGUUGUUCACCUUUAAAUUAACUUUCAGUAUGAUAUAGAGAGGGAUAUUCUGAGUCAAUUUGCAAUUGGUUUUUAUUUUUUAUUAUUUGUAGUUUUUGACUUAUUUAGCUUUUUAUUCAGCAGCUUUGCAGUUUCAGUGACCUGGUUGCUAGGGUGCAAAUUCCCCUAGCAACCAUAAAUUGAUUUGAUCAAGAGACUGGAAUAUAAAAAGGAGAGAGUCUGAAUAGAAUGAUAAGUAAUAAAAAGUAGCAAUAACAAUACAUUUGUAGCUUUACAGAGCAUUUGUUUUUUAGAUGGGGUCAGUGACCCCCAUUUGAAAUCUGUAAAGAGUCAGAAAAAGGCAGAUAAUUAAAACAAAUCUGGUUGCUAGGGUCCAAAUUCCCCUAGCAACCAUAAAUUGAUUUGAUCAAGAGACUGGAAUAUAAAAAGGAGAGAGUCUGAAUAGAAUAAGUAAUAAAAAGUAGCAAUAACAAUACAUGAUUUAGCUUUACAGAGCAUUUGUUUUUUUAGAUGGGGUCAUGGGGUCAGUGACCCCCAUUUGAAAUCUGUAAAGAGUCAGAAAAAGGCAGAUAAUUAAAA
Messenger RNA from Xenopus laevis (African clawed frog), 2895 nucleotides. RefSeq names its product butyrophilin subfamily 2 member A1 S homeolog (gene btn2a2.S). NCBI's taxonomy places the organism in Eukaryota, Metazoa, Chordata, Amphibia, Anura, Pipidae. The record is from RefSeq and is marked provisional.